This is a messenger RNA of Zophobas morio, 934 nucleotides long. RefSeq lists its product as uncharacterized. The coding region runs from base 208 to 894 and encodes 228 amino acids. Lineage: Eukaryota; Metazoa; Arthropoda; Insecta; Coleoptera; Tenebrionidae. The transcript has 11 exons. The record is from RefSeq and is a predicted model, not a curated record.
ACAAGAUUUGCUUGUAUCAAUAGACACUUCUUAUUUAAAUCUUUUUUUUCAGUUUCUUCUCAAGAUAUUAUUAAGAAGGCUCAUAACUCUUUUAUUGAACACCCUCUAAGCUUUAUCAAAUUUAAAUUGGAGAAUUUUCGUUUUAAAGUCAGCAACUAUCAUGGAGCGUAUGGUUCAUUUCCUAUUCUAUAUUAUAAAGAAUUCCCCAUGGUAUACUUUAGACAUAUGACACCUUGGGCUCGUGUAUUCGUCUCCUAUACGGGCCCCUGUGGAAAUGCUUAUCGGUCAGUAGCUCCCCUCCCUCUUUAUCGGGCUCGCUAUGUAAUAAAAUUGCAAGAAGGAGACGCAUCUACUUACAAGCCUGAUUUUACGGAUUACCUUGACUGGUUGAACUUUUUGAAAAAUAAGUUUGUAGUGCAUCUUGCUGAAAACUUAAAUUCUUAUCCCCUUCUUAAAGCUCGUUUUUCAAAAGAAAAAGGCCUGGACAAUCUUAUUAAAGUUUUACAUGAUUCUUUUUAUAUUUAUCGCCAAGUUAAUCAUAACACGGAACAAGAGAUUCGUUGUGUUUCUUUCGGUCGAAAAGUUUUUUUUGCUGCACCAAGAGAAGAGUUUCGUAAAACAGCUGACCUGACAUUUAUGUUUCCCCAGGAUAAAUUCAUUUAUGAACAACAUCAACUCGUUCGAGGUUCGUUUUCCAUUUUUAAUCAGGAGGGCCAGAUACUUCCCCUUGCUAACGCCAAUGUUCUGAAAAAGGAUUUGGUUUCCGUGAAGUGCGCUCUUUCCUUUUUUCUUCGUGGAGAUAAGUUUGGUAUGAACUUUGUUUUAGUUAACGCUUCUGUUCUGGAUAAGUUACGACAAUCUGAACAUUCUGUCUCUCCUUUUGGCAUUAUAUAACGAGCAUUGGAGAUUGGCUUUCUUAUAAAGAAAAUCGUUG